Molecule: messenger RNA, 1264 nt
Organism: Daucus carota subsp. sativus
Lineage: Eukaryota; Viridiplantae; Streptophyta; Magnoliopsida; Apiales; Apiaceae
Product: probable aquaporin NIP7-1
Exons: 5
Coding region: 130-1074 (314 amino acids)
Biological process (GO): transmembrane transport
Cellular component (GO): membrane
Molecular function (GO): channel activity
Source: RefSeq, a predicted model, not a curated record
UAUAACAAUCAGCCUCAGAAAUUUUCUAUAUAUUUAUGAUAAUAAUACUAUUUUAGGCUCAUGAUCGGUCUAGUAUAUACUCAAUCUUUUUCACCUCUGCUUCUCUUGUAAUCAUGUAUCAGGUUUUAGAUGCCUAGAUCAAUUGUUAAACAUUAUCCUCUCAUUUCACCACCGCGAAUUUUGAUGACGAAACAGUUAAUAGAUGAUGAUAAUACGUAUCCGAAUCUUCCUAAUGAUGCAUCAUCAAGCGGAGAAUCUAAGUAUGAUCAGGAGAGUGGGGCUAGUUCAGGUUUGAAAAAUGCAGAUAUAGUUUCUAAGAGAAAUGCGAUUUUUUCUUGCACCUUACCUUUCCGGAUAGAUCCAACUCUGGCUCGCAUAAUUGCAGCAGAAGCAUUAGGGAGUUUCAUUUUAAUUUUCUGUAUUUGUGGUAUUGUCGCGAUCACGCAAAUAAUGCAUGGCCAAGUAGGACUACUGGAAUAUGCAGUGACAGCAGCUUUGACAGUAAUUGUAGUAGUUUUCUCCAUAGGAGGCAUUUCUGGAGCUCAUAUUAACCCUGCUGUCACAAUUGCUUUCGCAGCUUCUGGUCCGUUCCCAUGGUCCAAGGUUCCGCUUUAUAUAUUGGCACAAAUAGUUGGUUCUGUGGCGGCUGCAUUCAUAGGAAAAUUGGUUUAUGGCAUAAAAGCAGAACUUAUGAUGACACGGCCAAUGCAAGGAUACGUUUCAGCAUUCUUCGUGGAGCUCAUCGUGACCUUCAUCAUCUUGUUUGUCACCUGCGCCAUAAUCAAUGAAGCUCAAACAGUUGGACCAUUAGCUGGAAUUGUUGCUGGAGUAGCCAUUGGACUUGGAGUGUUGAUCACAGGACCGGUAUCAGGAGCAUCAAUGAAUCCCGCCAGAUCACUGGCACCUGCAAUUAUUUCAUGGAAGUUCGAUGAUAUAUGGAUUUAUAUAUUAGCACCAACUAUAGGAGCCGUCACAGGCGCACUUUGUUACCGUGUUCUAUGUCUUCAUUGCAAAGUUAAUUAUAGGAUUGCUGCUUCGCCUGCUCCGACGUUACCAACUAAUGUAACUUCUUGAUGUUCAGAGUUUAGGUUCAUGAUAAAAAUAGUGAUCAAAUGCACAUUGAAUCGCGAUGAAAUUAGGCAAACAGGCUCAUCUUUGGCUUUCAGUGCUUGAUCAUAGGACUUGUAGCAAACUGAUCUUUACUUGUACUGAAUAAUAGAGUUACCAGAACAUGUAUGUGUGCUCAGAUCUUUAUUUGUUGUUA